CGCCUUGGAGUAUUUCCUGUCUCCUGUCCCUGCCUCGCUGGGUAAUCAACUCUCCUUGGUCUGUAGAAAUUCCCCUCUUCACCUCUGUGCCCUGGGGCUGUUGUCUCUUUGGCUUGGCCCUUGGGUCUCUGUGAAUCUUCUUUUUUGCGUUCUGGUCCACACCCAUCCCACUCCUUGGCCACAUCCUAUUCGGACCUCACUCUCAGCUUGUCCUGUCGGAGGCUUAAAGAAGAAUGGACGGAUUCACGUGGAGGUAGAAGCAGAAAUUGUCCUUGUCUGAUAGGCUUCUGGCAGCAGCAGGAACAUUUCGGGAGCCAUGGGCCGCCGGCUCAUCCGUGGUCUCUCUGGAGCCACUAUUUUCCUUAUCGGCAUGGCUCUCCUUUCUGUAAGGCAUCGUGGGGCUCAAGAAACAGCCCCAUACCCGGGGCUCGGAGAAGGGUUGUCGGAGAAUCCAGAGCAACAGGCCAAAGUGAGCCCAAAGGAUGGUGGAGGUGAUUGCAGGAGGCAGAAAGACCUGCAGGCCCAUCCUCAGGAUGAAUACAGGACUGGGGGAGGCCUGAAGCUUCGGGACAUUUUCAUAGCUGUGAAGACGACCAAGAGAUUUCACCAGAGCAGGAUGGAGCUGCUCUUGGACACGUGGAUAUCCCGGGCAAGAGAGCAAACAUAUGUCUUCACUGAUGAAGAAGAUGAAGCCCUGAAAAGGAGAAUGGGCGACCACGUGGUGUUCACCAACUGCUCUGCUGAGCACAGCCACCUUGCCCUCUCCUGCAAGAUGGCUGCAGAGUUCAAUGCAUUUCUGGCCAGCGACCAGAGCUGGUUUUGCCACAUGGACGACGACAAUUAUUUGAACCCUCGGGCCCUCCUGAAGCUCUUGUCCUCCUACUCUGCAGCAUGGGAUGUCUACCUAGGGAAACCCAGCCUAAAUCGACCCAUCCGGGCCUCUGAAACAUUGCCUAACAAAAAGACGAAAUCUGUGCGUUUCUGGUUUGCCACAGGAGGGGCUGGGUUCUGCAUCAGUCGCAAGCUGGCAAGCAAGAUGGUGCCUUGGGCCAGUGGCAGGAACUUCCUGAGCACCUCAGAGCUCAUCCGCUUGCCAGAUGACUGCACCGUGGGUUACAUCAUUGAGUGCAAAGUCGGUGGGCAGCUGCUGUCCAAUGCACUCUUCCACUCUCACCUGGAGAACCUGCAGCUCAUCCCCUCAUCUCAGCUCACUCAGCAGGUCACCGUCAGUUAUGGUGUCUUUGAGAAUAAGCUCAAUGUUAUUGAACUCAGUGGCCCCUUCUCACCCCAGGAGGAUCCCUCAAGCAGGUUUCGAUCACUUCACUGUCGCCUCUAUCCGGACACCUCCUGGUGCCUGCAGCCUGUUGGCCGGUGAUGCCUGAGCCUCAGCAACAGUCUCCUGGUGACCUCUGUUCACCUUGUGCAUGUCGAGGGUGGGACACUGAGUAAGCUUGGUGCUCCCAACUUCCCCCUUGCGAUGAUGGCCUUGGGGCUGUGUGAUGACUUUUUGGUCUUUGCUGAGUCCUGGUGACACAAGACAAGAGAAAUCUGUGCCAAAUAUGAAUAACAUGGGCUGGACACAUGCAUGUGGCUUUCCCUCUCUGCUGAGAUGCUUACAGGGGAUGGGAGCAGUAUGCCUUCCUGAACAAAGCAAGGCUUGGGUGGUGGCUGCUGGGCAUCUGGAUAGAGAUGGGGACCUACUUCCCCUUGCUGUGGAUUCAUCCUAUUGGACUAGAAAGGCUCUGGGUCUGGGUACCCAGGGCCUGACUGAGAAUCACUGAUACCAUAUCUUUGCUCCAGCCUCUCUGAGCAGGCCCUCUUCCUCCACAUCUGCCUGUGCUUACCCCAUUGCUGACUCUUCCCAGCCACAGUCCCUUGUCUGAGUGUCUGCUAAGUCAAGGUCUGAUUCUGACCACCCUUUACGGAAGGAGAAUGUGGCCAUUUCUUCUGAAUUAGUGCUGGAAAGGCACAGUUCUUGCCCUGUAAAGGAGAGAUGAGCAGAAAGUACAAAAGAAUCAGGAAUUCCCCUCUGAUGGGACAAAGGAGAGGGUAGGGGAUGGCAGGGGACAGGAGGAGAGAGACAGAGAGGAAGAUGGUUCCUGCACUGAAUGUUGAAGGCUUGCUCUUUUAUGGCCCUGCAUUAUUCCUCUCUCUUUACCUUCUUGAUAUGGGGUCAGGAUAAUCUUUUGCUCUAAUUAACAACCUGUCGUUGGAGAUUAGACUCCAACUCCUACCUGUGAAAGAAGAGACAUAAAGGAUUAGAACUGGCUGAAAGAGAGAAGAAAGGAAGAGAUGGAGAAGGAAUGCUCAGGAGCGGAUUAGAGGUUACAGCUUUAUAAUCUUCCCUGUGCCCCUGACCAAAAAAACUUAAGUCAUGAAUGAAUGGAAAGAGCAAGGCAAAGAGCUUUUUUAUCUUUGCAUUUCUUUCCUGUAGACACUAAGAGCAUCUUUCUCCUUUUCCCCUGCCCCCAGCCCUGCUGACUGCAACAGGGAGAAGGAGCAGUCCCAGAUAGGUUACAAGCUUUGUGGCACAUUUUAUGGCAGAGUUUCUUUUCCAGUAUAGAGCCUAGCAUGACACCUGGACAAUUCUCAUCACCAGGAAAUGAACCCUAGUGACAUUUUUAACUUGCACAUAUGGUUAAACGGUUGGUGGAGAGUGUUCCUUGGAAAGCUGGAAGGCAAAGGGGCGGUUUUCAAUGCCAGCAGUGCCACAAACAGGUACUUCUCUUUAAAGAGUAUUUCAGAACACACUGCUGUGGUCUGUGAAAGUUUCCUGUAAUCUCCAGAUGAAAGGACAAAUGCCCUUUCUCCAAAGAGCUGCUCAGCUUUGAUGCUUAUGAUGUGACUGCUGCAGCCAAGGCUGCUGCUUGGCUUAAGUGCCAAGGGGGAGCAUCACUGUGUCUCUACCAUUUUGAAAACUGGACACAUUGUCCCCUCACUCCUCCCCACAAACAAACACCAGCAUCUCCUACACAGCAUGCACAAGGUCUAAAACAAACAAAAGGCAUCAGAGAGGCCUUCCACCUCAACAAAGAGGGAUCUAGAAAUGAACGAGCAUUUUAAUUUCUGGAGAACCAGAAAGCAGGGGCCUGUGGAGCUGUUUCCCAGUCUGGUCAUUCUUACAGGCGUUAGCCAGCUUGUGAGGCGGCACAGAGCUCUGCUUUCUUCUCUUGCACAACGUGUUUUUGAACUGGAAUUUUUUUUUGAGCAUGGACAGGGACUAUUGAUGCCAAUGACCACUUUUUGAGGAGUGAAAAACACUCCUCACACAGCUACGUGAAGCCAGGAACCAUGUGGUUCAAAGCAGAGACAUCCAACUCUUGGAAGACAGGUGCAACCUACAAAGGAGUUUCAAGUCCUGACUAUAAGACAAAUGACUGGGUUUAAGCUUAACCAGAAGAUGAAAAAUGCUUCCAUGAGGAGAAACGAGAGUCUGCAAGAGAAAUCUACGGUACUCGGAUAUUUUCCUUUCUCUCCAUUUAAACUGUUAGCUUUCUUGUUAAUCAAACCUUUAGGUUAAAAAGCCAGUCCUAUUUGUAGAAGUCCUGAUGGCAGUCAAAGCACAGUGUGAUUCAUGUGCCUGAAGAAGCUGAUACAGCAGACUCACUUUCUUGUGGAAAAGCAAGAUAUAGAAAUCAGAAGCCCACUUUGGAUCCCGACAUCAGCCAGUCUGAAUUGGCCUGUUGCUGUUUGCAUGGCUGAAGAUCUGGUGUUAAAUGGGUCGAAUCGUUGAGUGGCUUCAGGGGGGACCAGUCUAAGACAGGGGGCUUUGUUGCUGAAGCAGUAGGUACCACUUCUGUGGAAUAUGCCUUCUCUCAUAAGGAAACUAAGAACAGAUGAGAAGAUGUCUUGGGCAAGACAUGUCUUGGGCUGUAGAAAAAUGAAUGACGGAAAGUUCUGUUAUGCCUGUGAUGACAAUGCCCUGGAAAGAAAACUGCUUCUCAGAGCCAACAAAAGGAACCAGGAUUUCUAUAAGAACAGAGAGGCAGCUUAAGGGGACAUUCUCCGCUUGAAAUCUGAUCAGUGUUAAAACCUGAGUUAAAAUUAGUUUCAGGAAUGGUUCCUGCCCUUGGGGCUUGCUGUCAGAUGUUAUGAUUUUACAGUCUUGUUUUCCUAGUUUAUUAAAAUGUUUAGCUGCUUGGGAAAAUGAGAAACAGUCUCAUGUGAAAUUUUUCAGGAGACUGUCUAUUUUUUCUUCCCCUUCAUGAUUUUCUGAUGUAACAGCUAAAGAUUUUGGAAAGGUUCCCCUACCUCUACUGAAUUUUUUUUCUUUCUUUUUUAUUCCCCUCCCCCCCUCCUUUGCAGUAAAAAGCCUAUCCCAAGAACUAGAAGGGAUGGAGACAUGUUUUUUUCUUUUUACUGGGAAAAAUGGGGCCGAAGUCAAAGGUGUUGGCAUGACCCUGCUGUUGUACAACAUUAAGUGUAGUUCAAGGUUUCAAGUACAGAGAUCUCAGGCUGCCCAACACCAUAGCAACGAACAGCAUUAAUUGUGUUUAAACUGUAUCCUGAAGAUCUAGAAAAAGGAGAAGGAGGGGAAAAAAGCAGUUACAGUAUUUGAAAUGUAAAGUAUUAAGUGAGUCUUUCAUGUUAACAAUGUCUUUUCUUCACUUUCCCUUUAGCUGUGAAGAAUUUUUAUAAGGAAACCCAUAGCUGACAGUGCAGAAAAUGCUAAUGACUAUCCUUUCUUUAGAAGGAAAAGAGAAGUUAGCUGAAAUAGGUGGGAAAUUGCAGUUGUUGCUAAAGGCUUGAAGGGGAUAGAGAAGAAUAGGGAAGCUAGACAAUGCUUCUGUCUCUGGUGCCAACUCCUCUUAACAACUCUGCUGCCGAAGGAAAACAGAUUUCUUAGCCUCUGGGAGAUUUAGCAAACUUGUACCCCGAUUACAGCCUUCAGCUCUUUCUGCAGGCCUCUUGCAAAAGGUGCAGCCUUCAAAAGACUAGCAGUUUACUAAACAGAAGCCAAAAGGUGAGAAAUAGGAAUGGAAAGCAAGGAGGUUGGAAGGAAAGAAACCAUCAGCUAGGGCCUAGGAGGAGAACAUGGGAAUUUAAGCUCUGCAUUGAAAGUGUUUUUUGGGAGCUGCCCAGCAGCAGUGGGAAAAGGGGUGUUGCCUGGACCCCCAUCUCUGGAUGUUUUUGUGAUCAGAACAAUGGUAAUCCUCCAAUGCCACAGUGGAUGCCAGUCUGUAGGUGAGAGUUCACGCUGAAAGAGGCGGUAAUCAGGACUGUUCAGUCCUAUUGGCCCCCCAUUUUUUUUUUCAAAUGAAUGCCCCAGAAAAGCUAAUAUGUUUUCAUCUGGCAGUUAUGCUUAAUUCCUAACAGCAGUUUUGGCCUCUGAACCUGCAGCUUUCCUCUACCCUUGCUUACAACACUGGCUCUUCAGACAGUCCAGGGUUGGGAUCAGCAGCUUUUUUCAGCCAUUCAUUUAUUUUUUGUUCGCAAUCCUUGAAUAACCCUAGAAGACAACUGAGUUGCCAUUUUGCGCCCCUGGCCACCUGCGCUCUACACACCAGCCUUCUCUGACUCCUAGGCACUACAUUCUUGUUUACAGUAAGGUGACUGGAUGUACGCUUUCAAAUGAACUCAAAACAAGGCUUGAACUCCUAUUUCUGUAUCUAUAGUGAUGCACCUUCAUGCCUGUGCUCUGCUAUGCACUCCUUUCCUAACUGUCCCCCAGUCAUUAACAGUAAGCAGUGGGCUCUGUGUGUAGUUAAACUAUGGAACUCAUUGGUGCAGGACAAUGAGUCAGUCACAGCUUUGAAUUAAUUAGAAAGAAAGAACCACACAAUGAGUGGAAGUAAGCUCCUACUAAGUCCAAGCUGAUGAUAAGAUCUCUCUGCCCAAAAGUAACUCUAACCAUCCCUAGAAGGAACCAGGAGGAGUCCCUAGAGGGACAAUCUCUGUUUCUGAGGGUGCAACUUUAUGAAAGGUUAAAACUAUGUUUUUCAAACUUUUUGUCUGAGUUAGUUUUCAGCCUGUCCAGCUCCCUAUCCAAAACUGUCCUCUAAUAUAGCUAUGUGAAAGAUUGUGCCAGCAGGAGGAAGGAUCAGAGCACACUUCUGGGGGUGGAUGCAAAAGUGAAUGGGGGGUGACCGCUCCAUUCAGUUAUUGCAAGGGCACAGAGAAGCAUGAACCAUCCAUAUGUUCUUCCCCUAGGCACCUACUAGCAGCUGGUGCCAGAGAUAGGAUCUGAUGCUAAUUGGGACUUUCUUCUGUCCCAAAUACCGCUGGGCUUAUGGCUUCACUGAAGAUGAUGUGACUGUUACCAUAGACAUAAGCAAGGCCAAGAAGAAGAGCAGUAUCACAAAUGUACAAAUAACUGUUUCUGUUCUCACCAGCUGAUGUAGGAACUUUUCCUCUAGUCUUUCCUGGGAGGUUAAAGGAGUGCAGGGCUGAGCUGUUGCUGCUCAGUUGGCAUUGCCUCUUAAAGACUGCUCCUUGACAGCCUGAAUUUUCUGUUGCUCCCUGUUUGAUCCAGCUUGGACUCCAAGAAAGCUGGGAACUCAUCUCUCCCUGUUUGAACUGUAUGUGAUUAAUUAUAGACCUCAAGAAUGGGCUGCUUGUCUAUCUCUCAUGUUUAAAUUGCCUUCUAAGAUUUUGCAAGGCUAAGGAGCCUCUUUCGAUGUUGUGCCUGACCGUGCUUUGGUCAAGCAUCCCUUGGUUUUGCUGGGAGCUGCAUCUGA
Messenger RNA from Struthio camelus australis, 6677 nucleotides. It is a transcript of the gene MFNG, whose product is annotated as MFNG O-fucosylpeptide 3-beta-N-acetylglucosaminyltransferase. The record is from RefSeq and is a predicted model, not a curated record. Gene Ontology annotation, cellular component: membrane. Gene Ontology annotation, molecular function: O-fucosylpeptide 3-beta-N-acetylglucosaminyltransferase activity. NCBI's taxonomy places the organism in Eukaryota, Metazoa, Chordata, Aves, Struthioniformes, Struthionidae. Gene Ontology annotation, biological process: regulation of Notch signaling pathway.